Molecule: messenger RNA, 1275 nt
Organism: Nymphaea colorata (pocket water lily)
Lineage: Eukaryota; Viridiplantae; Streptophyta; Magnoliopsida; Nymphaeales; Nymphaeaceae
Product: probable plastid-lipid-associated protein 13, chloroplastic
Exons: 7
Coding region: 246-1157 (303 amino acids)
Source: RefSeq, a predicted model, not a curated record
GGAGGACUUCGCUUCGUUUUGCAUCUCCAACCACCCUCUCUCAAGUGCCACGACAGUCCACAGUUCCAGAACCUCCACUCAGUGAGUUGGUUACAAUCUGUGCAAGUCGCAAGUGAGGAGCUGAAGAAGAAGAAGAAGAAGAAGAAGAAGAGAGUUAUUUCGUUCAAUAUCUUUACUUGCCCUCUGUACCUCCACCUGCUCAGGAAACAUAAUCGAGAUUUGUUCCUCUUUUUUCUUUCGCUCUGAUGGCUGCUGUUCUUGACCUGACCACUGCAUUCGGAUGCAUGUGGAUGGGAGUGAGUCGUUCCCGUGAAAGUAUAGGAAAUGGGCGGGCCUCGCCAAAUGGGGUUUUCACCCGGAGCAGGAGGAAUUGCAGGCUCGGAGUUGUGAAAGCAACUGCAGGACAGACGGCGGCUAUCGGGGCGUCGGCUGCCUACGCCAAGGAGAUGGAGAGGCUUUCCGCUAAAGAGUCCCUGCUAUUGGCUUUCAAAGAUUCUGGUGGCUUAGAUGCAUUGCUUACUGGAAAGACAACAGAUGUACAACGCAUUGAUGUAAAUGAAAGAAUUACUAGUCUUGAGCGGCUCAACCCUACACCUCGGCCUACUACUUCACCAUUCCUGGAAGGGCGGUGGAAUUUUGAGUGGUUUGGAGCAGGUACACCAGGAUUAUUUGCUGCAAGGAUUUUACUUGAGAGAUUUCCUUCACCUGUUGCAAAGUUGUUGGGAUUAGAUGUGCUUAUCAAGGACAGCUAUGCCAAAGCUACUGCAAGUCUACAACUUUUUAACUCGAUUGAAACUAAGUUUAUUAUCACCACAAAGUUGGCUGUGGAAGGGCCAUUGAGAAUGAGUGAAGAGUACACUGAGGGAGUAAUCGAGAGGCCAUCCAUUCGGGAAGAGGCUCUACCGGAGCAGAUUAAGGGUGCAUAUGAACAAGCACUUGGUGCACUUCAGCAGUUGCCACUCCCUAUAAGGGACUUCAUGUCUGACGGGCUUAAAGUUCCUCUUGGUGGGACUUUCCAGCGAAUGUUUAUGGUAUCAUACCUGGAUGAAGAAAUAUUAAUAAUAAGGAAUACUGCUGGAGUGCCCGACGUUCUUUCAAGAUUAGAAGCAGAUUCUGAUUCAGCCUCCCUUGAUUCCACCCCCGAGUAUGAAAGUUAGAAAAAUGAUUCUCGUUAUGUUUGGUUGUUCCUUUUUUUUUUUUUUUUUUUGUAAUGCUUUUAUUCGUCCAAAAAUUUGAAUAAGUUCUGCAAUCCAUGCCCGAGCAAUUCACCUGUUC